AUGGCGCAACAAGACAUCGAAAACAUUGCCACAGCCUUCCAAACGUUAGCGACUGCGAUCCCUAAUCUUGCAAACUCACCUAUUGUAAACAUCUCACAACAAUUAGAUCAAAUAACACAACAAUUAAAUCAAUUAACCCGAAAC
Paraglomus occultum is the source of this 144-nucleotide messenger RNA. The record is from the annotation of a GenBank genome assembly. Lineage: Eukaryota; Fungi; Glomeromycota; Glomeromycetes; Paraglomerales; Paraglomeraceae.